This is a messenger RNA of Guyanagaster necrorhizus, 696 nucleotides long. Its product is annotated as OSCP-domain-containing protein. The transcript is spliced from 2 exons. Lineage: Eukaryota; Fungi; Basidiomycota; Agaricomycetes; Agaricales; Physalacriaceae. The coding region runs from base 1 to 696 and encodes 231 amino acids. Gene Ontology annotation, molecular function: proton-transporting ATP synthase activity, rotational mechanism. The record is from RefSeq and is a predicted model, not a curated record. Gene Ontology annotation, biological process: proton motive force-driven ATP synthesis.
AUGUUACUUUCGUCUGCUGCUCGUGCAGUCAAGUCUGCUCCUGCAUUUGGCCGUCGCUCAGCAUCUGCGAUAUCUACUAAAUAUGCUAGCGCUGCAUUUGGUGCCGCCCUGGCAAAAUCUUCCCAAACACUCACCAAAGUCGAGGCCGACCUUGCUAGCGUGUCCAAACUCAUAAAUGGCGACGCCGAAGUCAGGGAAUUUGUUUACAACCCUACUCUUUCAGCCAAGCAUCGUGCAGCGUCCCUAACUGCUGUUUUUUCCUCUUUGGAUGCCGGCGCAAAGAAGGAUCCUACCUCCGAAAUCACCAAGAAUUUGUUGGCCGUUUUGUCGGAGAACGGAAGGUUGGGAGAAUUGGAGGCAGUGAUUGAGAGCUUCAAUGCAUUAGCCGCAGAGCACAGGGGAGAACUCACCGUCAUUGUCACUUCUGCCGCCCCUCUUCCGAGAGAUAUUUUGACGCGACUCGAGACGACAUUGAAGCAAUCGCAGGCCGCUCAAAAGGCUCAGGUUCUCAAGAUCACCAAUAAGGUUAAUCCUACUGUGCUGGGCGGUAUCGUAGUCGAUUUUGGUGACAAGACCAUCGAUUUGAGUGUCCAAUCCCGAGUCACCAAGCUUAACAGCGUUCUUCAACGCAAGUAUUCUUCUUCAUACAUAUUUGCUGGUCGUACUGAUGGUUUAUCACCUUCAGAAUCGGUAUAA